GUCAUCCGGAGACGGCUGGGCAGAGACGAAGGACGAGAGGAGCUGCGGCUUUCUCCUGACUGUAAAUGACAGCCGUCCUGCUCCUUGGAAGUGGCAGCACCAUGCUGUAGCACCGCCGAUGGCGUGCGAGGACAUGGCGACUCUCCUGCCCCUCCUGUGGCUUCUGGCGGCGGCCGACGGGAUGCCCGACCCCGCUCGGCGCGACCUGCUGAUGCGGGAGGAGGCGUCCAGGCAGACGGGCGGCCGGACGACGCUGACGGCGGCCGAGCAGAAGCUGGACGCGCGCCUCCGUCGCCUGAAGGAGCAGGAGAUGUCGGCAGCAUCCUUCCCCCCUGCUGUGCACUUCUUCAAGGCCAAGUCGCUCAUCCAGGAGAGCUCAGUGUUCAAAGUGCUGCAGAAGAUGCCCAAAGGAGCAGCUCUGCACAUCCACAGCUCGUCUCUGGUCGGCGUCGACUGGCUGGUGAAAAAUGUCACCUACAGGCCGAACUGCUACGUCUGCUACACGUGGGACAACUCGGUGCGCUUCGUGUUCUCCAGUCGGCAGCCCUUCCCUCGGUGGGACUGCUUCUACUGGCAGCUGGUCCAGACCCUCAGAGACAAGACGGGAGACCCUGCAGGCUUUGACUACAGUCUGAUGCAGCACCUCACGCUGUUCACCGAGGAUCCGGACGGCGAAUACCCCAACCAGGAUGUCGUGUGGGAGAAGUUCGAGAAGGCCUUCAUUGCAGCAGCGGGACUGAUCACUCACGCCCCUGUGCUGCGGGAUUACCUCUACCAGGGCCUGCAGGAGCUGCACGACGACAACAUCCUGUAUCUGGAGCUGAGGAGCGGCCUGUCAAAGACGUACGAGCUCGAUGGGACCGUCCACGACAAAGUCUGGACUCUGAAGCUGUUUCAAGAAGUCACGCAGAAAUUCAUAAAAGAUCAUCCAGACUUCUUUGGGGCUCGGAUCAUAAUUUCCGUCCACAGGGCUCUGGGUGUGUCUGAGGUCAAAGCAGCUAUAAAAGAGGCCAUUCAGCUCCAGAGGGAUUUCCCAGCGGUGGUGUCGGGGUUCGACAUGGUUGGCCGGGAGGACAGCGGCAGGACGCUGUGGUACUUCAGAGAGGCUCUGUCUCUGCCGGCUGAACUCGGAGCCACGCUGCCGUAUUUCUUCCACGCAGGCGAAACAGAUGACGAAGGCACUGAAGUGGAUCAAAACAUUCUGGACGCCUUGCUGUUCGACACCAAGCGCAUCGGACACGGCUACGCCCUGGCUCACCAUCCGCUCGCCAAGGAGCUGUCCAGGCAGAGGAACGUGGCGGUGGAGCUGUGUCCCAUCUCAAACCAGGUGCUGAAGCUGGUGUCGGAUCUGAGGAACCAUCCCGCCGCCGUGCUGAUGUCUGAGGGCCACCCGCUGGUGAUCAGCUCCGACGACCCCUCUCUGUUCGGCACCACGGGCCUCUCCUACGACUUCUACCAGGCCUUCGUGGGCAUCGGGGGGCUGAAGGCCAACCUGGGCACUCUCAAAGAGCUGGCCCUCAACUCCAUCAGGUACAGCUCGCUGCCGGCUCACGAGAAGGACGUGGCUCAAGCGGCGUGGCAGAGGAAAUGGGACGCCUUCGUCUCAAACUAUUCAUAAGGACCAAACCACAGCGGAUCCUGUUUGAACAAACGGACGCGUCUCCGGAUCAUUAGCAGCUUUUUCAUUAGCACCGAUUAGCUGGAGAGUUCAAAUGUUUGUAAAGGACGCUCC
Messenger RNA from Salarias fasciatus (jewelled blenny), 1732 nucleotides. It is a transcript of the gene ada2b, whose product is annotated as adenosine deaminase 2b. Gene Ontology annotation, biological process: inosine biosynthetic process; adenosine catabolic process. Bases 119 to 1618 code for a protein of 499 amino acids. Gene Ontology annotation, molecular function: adenosine deaminase activity. NCBI's taxonomy places the organism in Eukaryota, Metazoa, Chordata, Actinopteri, Blenniiformes, Blenniidae. The record is from RefSeq and is a predicted model, not a curated record. The transcript is spliced from 10 exons.